Molecule: messenger RNA, 561 nt
Organism: Salvelinus namaycush (lake trout)
Lineage: Eukaryota; Metazoa; Chordata; Actinopteri; Salmoniformes; Salmonidae
Product: butyrophilin subfamily 1 member A1-like
Exons: 3
Coding region: 136-561 (141 amino acids)
Source: RefSeq, a predicted model, not a curated record
UAUAUUUCACCUUCCAAACUAGACACAACAGUCCUGUUUUAAAACAAUGAGGACUGGAGAAAGAGGAAGUGAUGUUUGUAUCUGUGUGAUUGAGCAAAAGAGAGAAUUUGAUGAAUGGUAAUGAUGUAAAUAUGAAUGUUUUCUCUUUUUAUUGCAGUUAAAAUGGCAGAGUCCAGAGUUCAUAAUCAGUUUAAACUUACCACUAAAAACUAUGUGGAGGCUGAUGUUGGUGAAGAGGUCACCCUCCCCUGUCACCUCUCACCUGACACCAGUGCUGUUGCCAUGACGAUCAGGUGGUUUAAAGAGACAGAGUGUAUUUACCUGUAUAAGAAUGGCCAGGUGACAGAGAGGAGUGGCUAUGAGGGCAGAGUGAGUCUGAUCACCCAGGAGCUGGAGAGAGGCAACGUGUCUCUGAGGCUGAGAGACAUCAGGAGGUCAGAUAGAGGAGUCUACAUAUGUCAGGUCAUCCAUGGAGAACAGAAGAAGGAGGCUGAAGUGCGUUUAUGGGAGAGAGAAGAGCUCAACAUAUCACACUCCAAAAUUAACAUGGAAUCAGCUUGA